UCUCCCGAAGCCAGCAUAGUCUGCUCCCGGAAGCAGCAUGAGGUUCUACGUUCGCUCCAGAACCACCCACGUGGUGGAAAAGGCCGAAGAGCACACCGUGGGAGACGUCCGCGCCUGCGUGUGCCAAGCCGAAGGGCUGCCCCUGGAGAAGGUGAGGCUGUACGCCGCGGGCUCACUCCUCGAGGACGACAGCUUCCCCCUCGUCGAGCUCGGCGUUGACAGCAUCGAGGUCAACGUUGGCCUCAAGGGAGGGAAGGUGCACGGGUCCCUGUCCCGCGCCGGAAAGGUCAAGGGCCAGACGCCGGUGGUCGAGAAGAAGGAGAAGAAGAAGGCCAAGAGCGGGCGGGCAAAGCGCAGGGAGCAGUACGAGCGCCGUGUCCUCCACGGGAGCGGGGCGUCUUCAGGGAACCAGCGGGGCCCCAACGCCCAGGGAGAGUCCAGGACGUAAUGAUCGCGGCGCUAGCGAUCUGCUAGUGAGCAUGGCCGCUGUGAGCAGGAACCCAACGCCUAGUGAGAGUUCGGAUGCUGUGCUAGGGAUCUGCUAGUGAGCAUG
Penaeus vannamei (Pacific white shrimp) is the source of this 553-nucleotide messenger RNA. Lineage: Eukaryota; Metazoa; Arthropoda; Malacostraca; Decapoda; Penaeidae. The record is from RefSeq and is a predicted model, not a curated record.